AUUAUCGUUCGAAUCGCCAGUAUGGUACUCACGUCAUAGCAAAGCCGCUCACACAUGCUCUAGCUCAUCCUUGAGGAUUCUGAUUGGCGAGUUCAACGAUUAUAUUGAAGGUCUUGUCCUAAGUUUUUAGGGCCGGCAGAAAUGACAUAUUCUGUUAAGGACCUUGGUGGGGAGAUGCAAGAGAGAAUGGAUGCUUUUUCUGGAACUUGUUUGAUUAGGGAAAGCGCCAAGUAUAUACUAUUAAGCCACCAUUUGCUCUUGGAAUGCCUGCCAUCAUUAAGGUAAAAAAGCAAGUGGACCCCUGGAGUAUCAAACCCGACUACAGCCGAUGCAGCAAUGAGAUCAACCGCGAAAUCCACAAUCUCCAGGUCCUAACAGACGCUGGCUGCCAGCAUACACCCAGGCUUAUUGAUUGGUCUGUUGGACGGCAGAGUCACGGUGGCGCGCUCCCGGGCGGGUAUAUUGCGUACAUUGUCAUGGAGAAAGUUCCAGGAAAAGAAUUAGGUGAAUAUAAUGACAUGGAGAGAUCCGAGCAGCGCCGCGUGCAGCUUGCUUUUCUAGAGGCAAUAUGGAGUUUCAGAAAAUUCCAACUGAUUCACUCGGAAACUCGCCUUCCCAAUCUGAUUUGGGACCCUGAUGGAACAAAAUGUUACAUUGUGGAUCUUGAAGACGCCGAGCACGAUCCCGAGAUGGCAGCAGAGGACUUCUCCAUGGAUCCAUGGGAGGAACUUAUGACUUGGGGACUGAUAAGGACGUUUGAUCGCCCCUUGGUGGACACUUGUGGCAAAGAGGAAUUGAUCGAGUAUUGGAAGGAACAUAUGGACGAGCAAUAGACUUUCACCCUAUAUUACAUCGUUUGAUUACCUGCCGUGAAAAUGGUUAGCUUUUGGUAGAGGAAGCCCAAUAUGGUCCACUGCCAUUAUGCUUCCAUCACUCAGAAAGAGAUAGGCAUCAGCUCAAUGGGCUUUGCUACUUAAACCAUCC
Aspergillus sclerotioniger CBS 115572 is the source of this 984-nucleotide messenger RNA. RefSeq lists its product as uncharacterized. The transcript has 4 exons. Bases 264 to 833 code for a protein of 189 amino acids. The record is from RefSeq and is a predicted model, not a curated record. Lineage: Eukaryota; Fungi; Ascomycota; Eurotiomycetes; Eurotiales; Aspergillaceae.